CGGCCCUUGGGAACGCUGGGGGCCCCGCAGACCCGCGGCCCGCGGCCACUCCGCUUCUGCCCUCUCUGCCCGCAGCUCGGCCGGCGCUGCCCGCCUCGGCGGGCCCGCGUCGGGAUGGGGUAGGACCAGCGCCGGUUCGGCGAUGGGCCGCCCCCUGGGCACCGAACAGCCCCCCGAGGCCUGACCGACCACGAGGACCCGGGAGGAUCCCCGCCUGGAUGUCCAGCGGAUGCCUCCGGGCCCCUCGGCGAACUCGGUGGAAACCAUGGCUUCUUUGAUGCCCCUUUCCCCAUAUCUGAGUCCCACGGUCCUCCUGCUGGUCAGCUGUGACCUGGGCUUUGUGCGAGCAGACCGACCUCCCUCUCCUGUGAAUGUGACGGUCACUCACCUCAGAGCCAACUCGGCCACUGUGUCCUGGGACGUCCCAGAAGGCAACAUCGUCAUUGGCUACUCCAUUUCCCAGCAACGGCAGAACGGCCCUGGGCAGCGUGUCAUCAGGGAGGUGAACACCACCACCAGGGCCUGUGCUCUUUGGGGCCUGGCUGAAGACAGUGACUAUACGGUGCAGGUCAGGAGCAUCGGCCUCCGGGGAGAGAGUCCCCCUGGGCCCCGUGUGCACUUCCGUACUCUCAAGGGUUCUGACAGGCUGCCCUCCAACAGCUCCAGCCCAGGUGACAUUACGGUGGAGGGUCUGGAUGGAGAGCAGCCACUGCAGACAGGGGAAGUGGUCAUCAUUGUGGUGGUGUUGCUCAUGUGGGCUGCUGUAAUUGGGCUGUUCUGCCGUCAGUACGACAUCAUCAAGGACAACGACUCCAACAACAACCCCAAGGAGAAGGGGAAGGGGCCCGAACAGAGUCCUCAGGGAAGGCCAGUGGGGACGAGACAGAAAAAGUCUCCAUCCAUCAACACCAUCGACGUUUGAGUGAACUGAGUGAAACGAAGAACCGGAACCAGAAGAGAGAUGCACUAAUAAUGUGGGAGGUGGGGGUGGGGUCAGGGAAAGCCUAAGAUGGUGAUCUGCUUGAGACUCCCACAAGGCAAUGCCCUCCCAGAAUCCCUGGCUGGUACCCAUCCUCUUUCUACUGUGAGCAGGGCCAGAAGGUAGGUCUGUUAGAAUCUGUA
Molecule: messenger RNA, 1122 nt
Organism: Peromyscus eremicus (cactus mouse)
Lineage: Eukaryota; Metazoa; Chordata; Mammalia; Rodentia; Cricetidae
Gene: Fndc4
Product: fibronectin type III domain containing 4
Exons: 7
Coding region: 230-922 (230 amino acids)
Molecular function (GO): protein binding
Source: RefSeq, a predicted model, not a curated record